Molecule: messenger RNA, 1621 nt
Organism: Bufo bufo (common toad)
Lineage: Eukaryota; Metazoa; Chordata; Amphibia; Anura; Bufonidae
Product: blastomere cadherin-like
Exons: 11
Coding region: 89-1486 (465 amino acids)
Biological process (GO): homophilic cell-cell adhesion; multicellular organism development; adherens junction organization
Cellular component (GO): adherens junction; plasma membrane; catenin complex
Molecular function (GO): hydroxyisourate hydrolase activity; cadherin binding; calcium ion binding
Source: RefSeq, a predicted model, not a curated record
CACCCUGAGGAGGAGGAGGGACGCACUGGACUUUCUCUCACUCCUUCCCAAAAACUGCAAAGAGCUCAGCCCGGAAAGCUCUGGAACAAUGAGGCUCGCCUGCCUGGCACUGCUCGCACUCCUGGGGUCCCUGGUGGUCUCAGAGGAGCAGUGCAAACCCGGCUUCAGCGAGCAGCGCUACGCCUUCACUGUGACCCGUAAAUUCCUGGAGAGAAACCGAAUCAUCGGCAAAGUGAGUUUUACAUCCUGCUCCGCUAACAACCGGGCCCUCUACUCCCCUGAUGACACCCGCUUCCGGGUGUUCCCUGAUGGCAAAGUGACAGUGAAGCGGCAGCUCACCCUCCACGACGGAUCCGUCAGUUUUGUGUUGAAUGCAUGGGAUGCCAACGGAAUGCGCCACUCUGUGCCCAUAUUUGUGUGGAAUGAAAGAGAAGAACAGUCUGAACACGGCCACCACCACAGAAGACACAAGAGAGACUGGGUGAUCCCUCCGAUCAACAUACCUGAAAACCAGAGGGGUCCAUUUCCCAAAACUGUUAUUCAGAUUAAAUCUAGCAGAGCCGACGAGAUGAAGGUAUACUACAGCAUCACAGGGCAGGGGGCCGACACUCCACCCGUGGGACUCUUCACCAUAGAGAAAUCCACCGGUUGGUUAUACAUCACCAAGCCCCUGGACAGAGAAGAGAUACCGAGCUACAAGAUUCUUUUUCAUGCCGUAUCGGCAAGUGGAGCGGCCGUGGAAAAUCCGAUAGAAAUAAUUAUCACGGUCACGGAUCAGAACGAUAACCGCCCGUACUUUACCCAGCCAGUCUUUGAAGGCACAGUGGCUGAAGGUUCCAAGCCAGGUGCGUGCGUGAUGACCGUGUCAGCGAUUGAUGCAGACGACACUGUGUACAGCGAUAACGGGGUGAUCCGAUAUUCCAUUACUGCCCAGACACCCCAAGAGCCCGACAAGGAAAUGUUUCGUAUCGAUCCCACAAGUGGAGCGAUCAGCGUCGGCAAGAGUGGACUAAGCUAUGAGCAAAGCAAAAAAUAUGUCCUGACUGUCAGUGCUACCGAUCAAGAUGGACGGGGAUAUAGUAGUACCGCCACAGCUGUCAUCACUGUGCUGCAGGCCGACGGAGAUAUGUCGGGGGGCAGUAACCGCCUGCUGAGCACGCACGUCCUAAAUACAGCGCAGGGGAUUCCCGCGAAAGGCCUGACCAUUACCUUGUCCAAGCUGGAUGCCGGCCAAGCGCAAUGGGUACAAGUGAGCAGAAGCGUCACCAAUGAGGACGGCCGCUGCCCCGGGCUCUUGCGAGGAGAACCUCUCACCGCCGGGACCUUCCAGUUACGUUUUGAUACCAAGGACUACUGGAAACAAAUGCAGCAGGACAGUUUCUACCCUUACGUGGAGGUCGUUUUCACCAUCGCAGACCCAAAACAGAAGUACCACGUGCCGCUCCUGCUGACUCCAUUCUCGUACACCACCUACAGGGGGAGCUAAUGGUAGAAAUGUGCCACUCCUUGUGUUAUUCUGGCACGGUCUACAUCCCCGAUCUUGGAUACGGCCGUCACCUACAGUCUUUAUUAUUUCAUGGUGAGGGCGCACGUAGGGUCAAAUAAAAAGAUGAGACAAGGA